AUGGUGAGUUUGGGAGCGAUUCGCGAGAUCACGGCCAGAGCCGAGUCGUCGCACGAACGAACAAACCCAAGGUCCAACGCAGUCAGCAGCGGGAACCUCAAGUUGCGGCCGAUCUGCUUGAACAGGCCUCUGCUGAUGUUUUUCACCGAGUUCAGGUUCAGCUCCACGAGCGUCUGGCACGAGUGCUCCAGGACCGCAUAUACUCCGUCGUCGCCCAGGUCAAUGCACCGGCUCAAGUUGACGUCCAUGAGUCCGCCGUUGAUGGCCCAGUCGUUGAACAGCGACGACACUCCGGAGUCCGUGAUUUGGUCGAGCAUCACCAAAGACAGUUUUGUCAAUGCGGGACAGAACGGUUUGACGCCCGACACCAAGAAGGUGUCUGUGAGGCCGCUGCAUCCGUCCAGAAUUAGCGUUUCCAAAGACUCGCCGUUGACACCCAUCAGGUUGAUGAUGAGCUCGUCGUCGAUCAAUUCCUCCUUAUUGGGCGCGACGCUGUCGAUGUUGGAACAGUCCCAGAACUCGAUCUCGCGCAUGGCCGGGUCCAGAAACAGCGCCAUGGUCCGGUUAUCCAGAGACCUGUUCUUGGAUAAGAUACGGCCGAUUUUUUUCAUGUUCACCACGCCAAUAUCGCCCAACAAGUCCACCGCGUCGAUGUUCUUCGAGAUCACGUUGAUGCAGCAAUCCUGCAGCGUCGGGAUCUUGAACUCCUGCUUGUCCAGAAGCGCGGCAGCCACCUUCUUCCGCCGUUUGCGAGCCUCGAUCUCGUUGCGCUUCGUCAGCCGUUGCCGCUUGAUCUCGUUCGUCGUGCACUCCGGACACAGGUACCCGAUCCGCCCGUACUUCUCGAUCCGCUUCGAGUACACCGAGAUCACAAACUCGCGGUCGCACUCGAUACAGAAGUUGUUGCCGUCUGCCUUCUCGUCGUCGUCCAGACCGUCCUCGCGCUGCGCACGGCGUCUUUUCGCGCGCGCCCGCUCUCUGAUCCGCUUGAUCUCGGCCGUCUCUUCCUCGCCCUCCAAAAUCUCCUCGUCAGACUCGUCAGAACCGCCAUUUUCCACCUCCUCGCCACCUGCCUCCUCCUCCAACUGGCGCCGCAGUCCCUCCUCCACUCAGCGGAAUCUCGUGGUAGAGCAUGCCGUUGCGCUCGCUGAACUCUGCCACGUCGAAACGGGGCUCGGUGCCGGGCCUGAAGCCCAGCUUGAGCAGCUCCACGGGCGUUCCCGGGUUGCAAACGCGGUCGUGUCCGAUCUUCAGCGUCAUUUGCGAAACGAUACUCAGGCGCACAUUGGUGAUCGCAAACUCUCCCAGUCCGGUGGACACUCCGUCCACAGCGUAUUCGUGUGUUUGAGGCGUGGCGAUCAACAGGUCACCCAGCUGCUGGAUGUUGCUGUCGAGGUUCAAGUAGCCCACGGUGUUGAGACUCACCGUCAGCAUGAUGUCCGAAGCUAG
Ogataea philodendri is the source of this 1449-nucleotide messenger RNA. RefSeq lists its product as uncharacterized. The coding region runs from base 1 to 1449 and encodes 482 amino acids. Lineage: Eukaryota; Fungi; Ascomycota; Pichiomycetes; Pichiales; Pichiaceae. The record is from RefSeq and is a predicted model, not a curated record. The transcript is spliced from 3 exons.